GGGCAACGGUCGAAGGUUUCAGUCAAGGUUGAUUUAACCGGAAUGCCAGAAAUCCCAUGUUGGCAACAACGCAUGAAAAUUUGGUUAAUCACCAAGGGCCUGCUCUCGGUAAUUAUGACGGUGUGUCCCCCCGUUGUUGAAUCGGAUCCCAAAAGUCUUGAACGCCAAGCUUCAUGGCGUGAGAGGGAUGAAAUUGCAAAAGGCGUGAUUUUGUUGGGUCUCUCCAACAUGUUAUUUGAUGUCUAUUGCACCCUCCAUGGCACGACUAAGGACCUUUGGGAUGAGUUGGAUAGGAAAUAUAAUACUGAGGACCACGGUCUUGAAAAGUAUAUUGUUUCUAAAUUCCUACGAUUUGACAUGAAAGAAGGUAAAUAAGUGUUAGAACAGACACAAGAAUUUGAGCUUAUCGUACAUUCUCUUCGUGAAGCGGAUAUGAAAUUGCCUGAAAAAUUUAAAGUGAUGUCGGUCAUAGAAAAAUUUCCCAAAUCAUGGGAAGAUUUUGGUAUGACUUUAAAACAUAAAAUGAAAAAGAUCACUUGGAAAUCUUUGAUGCAUUCCAUUAAUGUUGAGGAGGAACAUAAGAAAGCGGGUUAUGUUGCGUCGGUUGAAUUUCAGCCAAAGGCUCAUGUGUUGACCGGGGGAAAACAAUCACAAAAUUCUACAAAUAAACAACCAUCAUCUUUUAAACCAAUAAAGGCCAAACUAAAAAUUAUAAAGAAACCAAAGGCAAUCCGUCCAUGCUGGAAUUGUGGACAGAUGAGGCAUUUGGCCAAAUUGUGCCCAAAUAAAAAGGCUAAGGCUCAAUCUGUUGGAUCUCAUGUCAACAUGGUGACUGGAGUAACUAGUUCCGAUGGUGAUGAUGGGGAACACAAGUGCUGCAAGUGUGCAAGGAAUUGGAAAAGUAGAAAUAAAAUUUCCUUCCGGGAAAAUUAUGUCCUUGCAUGGGGUCAUCACGUUCCCGAAAUUAGAAGGAACAUUGUUAGUGGUUCCAUUCUUGUUAGGGAGGGUUAUGAAUUGUCCUUUAAAUUAAAUAAAGUUGUAAUUUAAUUUGGGGAACUUUUAUUGGCAAGGGUUACUUGUCGGAUGGACUUUUUAAGAUUGUGGUUGAUUAUUUUGAAUUGAAUUAUGUAUCUGAGAAUUGUGAUUCUUCUUGUUU
Messenger RNA from Cuscuta europaea, 1156 nucleotides. Lineage: Eukaryota; Viridiplantae; Streptophyta; Magnoliopsida; Solanales; Convolvulaceae. The record is from the annotation of a GenBank genome assembly.